This is a messenger RNA of Saccharomyces paradoxus, 927 nucleotides long. RefSeq names its product phosphoprotein phosphatase PP4 catalytic subunit PPH3 (gene PPH3). Gene Ontology annotation, cellular component: cytoplasm; nucleus. The coding region runs from base 1 to 927 and encodes 308 amino acids. The transcript has a single exon. NCBI's taxonomy places the organism in Eukaryota, Fungi, Ascomycota, Saccharomycetes, Saccharomycetales, Saccharomycetaceae. Gene Ontology annotation, biological process: double-strand break repair via homologous recombination; peptidyl-serine dephosphorylation. The record is from RefSeq and is a predicted model, not a curated record. Gene Ontology annotation, molecular function: protein serine/threonine phosphatase activity.
AUGAUGGAUUUAGAUAAGAUUAUAGCAUCACUGAGAGACGGGAAGCAUAUUCCUGAAGAAACUGUUUUUAGACUAUGUUUAAAUUCACAGGAAUUAUUAAUGAAUGAAGGCAACGUAACACAAGUCGAUACACCAGUUACAAUAUGCGGUGAUAUACAUGGUCAAUUACACGAUCUGCUAACGCUCUUCGAAAAGAGUGGCGGUGUAGAGAAAACAAGGUAUAUUUUUUUGGGGGAUUUUGUAGAUAGAGGGUUUUAUUCAUUGGAAAGUUUUUUGCUUUUAUUAUGCUACAAGUUGAGAUAUCCCGAUAGAAUUACUUUGAUUAGAGGUAACCACGAAACUCGCCAAAUAACUAAAGUAUACGGAUUUUACGAUGAAGUGGUAAGAAAAUACGGUAACAGUAACGUAUGGAGAUACUGUUGUGAAGUCUUCGAUUAUUUAUCACUGGGGGCAAUAAUAAACAAUAGCAUAUUUUGUGUUCAUGGUGGAUUAUCUCCAGAUAUGACUACGGUCGAUGAAAUACGAACGAUUGACAGGAAACAAGAAGUUCCACACGAAGGUGCUAUGUGUGACUUAUUAUGGAGUGACCCUGAAGACGUUGACACAUGGUCAUUAUCACCAAGGGGUGCUGGGUUUCUUUUCGGUAAAAGAGAAGUUGAUCAAUUUUUAGAGAAAAACAACGUCCAGUUAAUUGCGAGGGCCCAUCAACUAGUGAUGGAAGGCUAUAAAGAAAUGUUCGAUGGUGGAUUAGUGACAGUUUGGUCGGCACCGAAUUACUGUUACCGGUGUGGUAACGUGGCAGCAGUAUUGAAAAUAGACGAUGACUUGAACCGUGAAUAUACAAUUUUUGAGGCUGUUCAAGCACAAAAUGAAGUCGGAAAUGCUAUAAUUCCAACCAAAAAAUCCCAAAUGGACUAUUUCUUAUAA